UCACACUUUCUAACAAGCCAUUUCACAACAUCCAGACAGCGGAUCAGCAGCAGCAGCAGCAGCAGCUUCGCCCUCGGGGCUCUGUUCUCUCCCCGUCGUCGACCAUAACUAACAAUUAGGAUACGGCACGCGCACCGAGACCAAUUACUGGACUUAAUCUAUCAUAAUGCCUCCUUUUCGAUCGGCUGAUAGUGAAAUGAGUUAGGCAAUGGCUGCAGAGAUCCGUGCGCGGCGGGUGCGAGAAGUGGCCGUUUAAAUAAGUAAGAGAAAGAAGGAAAAAAGCACUUUGAUUUGCCUGCAGAGCUGACUUUGGAGAGAGCGAUCAUGUCCGGGCUGCUGCUGGAUGUUACACUCAGACAGAAGCUGAGUGCGUUUCAUUUCGGAUUACUGUGAUACCGGGGGCUUUUUUUGUUUUUUAAGGAGUAGAUUUUUUUGAUUUUCCCCAGGAGUGUGAAUCCUCCGGCUCCUGUUCGCUGUCCUCCGCGUUCCUGCAGGACUCCAGAGUCGCGGAGAGCCCAUGCAGCCGCUAAGGGAGAGGAGCGCAGUGCGACCCCGAGCUGGAUGGAUGGUUAUGGGGGAGAGAGGGAGACCCUCGGCGCUUGAAGUGUGCGGAUUCCUCGCCGUGUUUGUGGCACUUUUCCCCUCCGCGAGUCUGCAGUGCAAGAUCCUCAAGUGUAACUCCGAAUUUUGGGCCUCCACCUCGAACUCUGGCCCGGAGGAGGAGUACUGCAAGGCGGUGCGAGCGUACAACAGCUGCGUACGCCGCACGGCGCGCACAUGCAGGGGCGACCUGACGUACCACUCCGCCCAGCAUGGCAUCGAGGACCUGAUGAGCCAGCACAACUGCUCCAAGGAGGGGCCCACGUCGGCCACCCGGAUCCCGCCGCCGCCCCCUCCGCCUCCGGCCGUGGUGACCGACAGCCAGGAGCUCUUCAACGGCCCGGACGCCUGCCACUAUGAGCGCAGCCUCCCGCGCGACACGCCACCGCCCAACUACAUCCACUGCGGCUUCUUCGGGGACCCGCAUCUCCGGACGUUUGGCGACGACUUUCAGACGUGCAAAGUGGAGGGAGCCUGGCCGCUCAUCCACAACAAGUACCUGUCCGUGCAGGUGACCAACUCCCCGGUCGUGCCCGGAUCCCUGGCCACCGCCACCAGCAAGCUGACCAUCAUCUUCAAGAACUUCCAGGAGUGCGUGGACCAGAAGAUGUACCACGCCGAGACGGACGAGCUGCCGGCCGCGUUCGCCGACGGCUCCAAGAACGGCGGCGACCGGCACGGGGCCAACACGCUGCGCGUGGUGGAGAAGGCCCCCGGGCAGCACGUGGAGAUCCAGGCCCGCUACAUCGGGACCACCAUCGUGGUGCGGCAGGUGGGCCGCUACCUCACCUUCGCCGUGCGCAUGCCGGAGGACAUUGUGAACUCGGUGGAGGAAGGCGACGACCAGGACUUGUACCUGUGUCUUCACGGCUGCCCGGCCAACCAGCGCAUCGACUUCGGGAACUUCCGGGUCCGGGCGGCGGCGGAGGCGCACGGCGGCGCCGGCGGGAGCAGGAGCAGCUUCAGCUACCAGUCCGCCAAGGCCAAGUGCAAAGAGCGGCUGCCCGUGGAGGACCUGUACUUCCAGUCCUGCGUGUUCGACCUGCUCUCCUCGGGGGACAUCAACUUCACCAUAGCGGCGUACUACGCCUUCGAGGACGUGAAGAUGCUGCACUCGCACAGCAACAGAUACCACAUAUUUGAAAAGCCUCUGAGCAGCAGCGCGGCGCGGGGCGGCAGAGACUUACUCCCGUGCCUCUUCCUGAGCCUCCUCGCCGCUUUGCUAUGGACCGAGAGCCGAGCGUUUCACCUAUAGUCCGUCUACGGCGGGCAGUCUUCGUGUUGUAUCCGUCAGUGAGUGUUAGAGUACCAUCGUCGUGUCUUACACUGGCUCCUCGCUUCUGCUCUGGCCCCGGCGCGCCGACCGGCGGCUCCGUCUGCGGCCCCGACGUCGGCUCGGCGACGGGGAUGAGUUCACCGCUCCUGCAACCUCAUCAUCACGGGCGCUUAGCCGGUUCAUGGGAGCGGCGUUUUGAAGAGAGCAGCAGUGAGAGAGCUCAGGAUAUCCACCUGGGAUUAAAUCCCGCAUUCUCAUCGCGGCUGCAUGCCUAACGAGAAGCCAGACAAGAUGAUCUUUUGCAGAAAGAGGGGUUUGCUGACCCUCCCCCUCCUCCCCACUCCUGCCCCGAUCCGAUCUGCGCGCUGGUGCCAAGCCAGCGGAGCUCUCCGUGGCUCAUGUGGCAAAAGCAUGAGGACCUGACAGGGGCUUUUGUUAACCUAAGGCCAGAAGCAGCUCCACGUUUGAUUAGUUUCCAGCUCUGGAAAAGCCUGAGCCUCUUGGAAGGAAGCGCCCGGCCAAGAGGAUGUCAGAGCAGCGUCUCCAGUUGUCUGCCGCGGAGAUUAAUGGGUCAUAUUGUUAGGUUUUGUGUGAUUGUGUGCGUGCAUGUGUGUGUGUGCAGAAUCCAGCAUCUGUGGUUAAUUUUGUGUGUUUGUGGGUGCAGGAGUUUCCAGAAAUGAGGUGGAUGAAAAAGGAGAAGAAAAAAAAAAAAAAAAAGCCUCCUGUGAGAGAAAUGUUUCCCAUGUCUCUUGUGUUGCACCCAAAUUUUCAGAAAUAGAAAAAGACAAAGCACUCCGGUCCGCUCCAACGGGCUCCGUCAGCCAAAAAAACAAACCAAUAAAAAUGGACCGUUUGCCUCUGGACGUCAUUCCCAGCGACGCUGAGCCUUUUGCCCCCCCUCUCCGCCGCCGCCGGAGCUGACGUGUCCGUCAGCGCCCGCGCUCGGAGACUCUCAUGUGAAUGUAGCAAACAAGAAAGUUAAAAAGAACAAACUCCCAACGAACGGCGGAUCAAAAACACGACGAGCACUUCGAGUCUGGGCCGAGCGGUGCUGAAGACACCGUUCGGCGUUUUUUUGCUCCGCGAGUAAACGAUAAGCACAUGUCUCCGGACGUGAUUUCGCAGCUCAAAGUCGUUGCCAAAGAACAUGCUCUGGUGCCAACAUUUUACCCCGACAACAACGUUUUCCAUCUUUUCGAACUCAAACAGCUCACAUUAGGGGGGACUCUUCUGUACAUAACUCGUGUUCGUGGAGGGAUUUGUCGUUGUUUUUUUUGUUUUGCAGCACACUGAUGAAACGUGUAACACAUACUGUAAAAGCAACGUUUGUGUUUUCAUGCAGCUUCACUUUUUGCUUUUUCUGGUGUUUCAGGUUCUCGGCUGCGGCGUCCGUUUCCCACGUGAACGGUUUUUACGCUCGUUUAUUAAGUACACUGAAGUGUGUGUGGCAGACCUUACUACUGCUAUUUGGAGUUCCUGUAGUUGCAGUUUAACGACGACGACAACAUUAAAAAAUAAAGAAAAGUCCUGCAAACAGAUGAUUGUGAUGUUGAAUCUUGUGUUUAUAGAUGUAAUUUGUAUUACAAGUAUACGGUUCUACAUGUAUUACGUGAGAUUGUACAUGUUUUGUGCGUCGUUGAGCUCUAAUUUGUAAAUCGAACUGUUGUGUUUCGGAAAUUUCACAGCUCCAGUUUUUUGUACAUGAAAUGUUUUGGUGAAUGUGAACCUUUUUGUUUGUUUUUUUUCUUCAAAAGGGAUUAUUUUUGAUUUUUUUUUCCUCUAAAAGCGUGAACACCACAGAGCCGGAGCAGCCUGGACUACGGCACUCAUUUGGUUACUGCAGAAGUCGUGAAUCGUUUGUCGUGAAUCAAACACCCACCUUCCUCGGAGAAUGUAGAAAAGUGUGCUGUGGUGUUUGUGUUUUUGAGUUUGAAGCACUUUAUGUUUUAGUUUGUUUGUUUUCUUUCCAUUUAGCUCUUCUAUUGUUUUGACUUGUGAUGGUUUAAAAAGAACAAAACAAAGAAACAAAAAAAAUAGCUGAAUGGAAAAUGCCAGAUCGAUCAAACUGUGUAUGUAAAUCUUAUAUGGUCCCACAUGACAGGUGUUUAUAAUGUAAGUUAUUUAUUGAAUAAAAUACAAUGUCUUGUUA
Messenger RNA from Cololabis saira (Pacific saury), 4025 nucleotides. RefSeq names its product repulsive guidance molecule BMP co-receptor a (gene rgma). Gene Ontology annotation, cellular component: plasma membrane. The transcript is spliced from 4 exons. Gene Ontology annotation, molecular function: coreceptor activity. The record is from RefSeq and is a predicted model, not a curated record. Bases 518 to 1855 code for a protein of 445 amino acids. Gene Ontology annotation, biological process: BMP signaling pathway. NCBI's taxonomy places the organism in Eukaryota, Metazoa, Chordata, Actinopteri, Beloniformes, Belonidae.